UAGUGUUUACGUGGAUCCCUGGUUCUACGAAAAUUUGGAUUUGGUAUUGUUGGAUUCCGUUUUCCUGCAUUCGUGUCAUAGUGAAUCUGUAAGAUUGUCCAUUUAUUCCGAAUGGAAACAAAAAAGACCACUGACUGCCGUUCUUUCACGGCUGGCGAUGUUGUUAUGUGCUGCGAGCCUUUGGUGUGGGUACUUGACAGCAGCGCCUAUGAAACACGUUGUGCCUACUGUCUACAAAAGAGCCAGGAACUGCGUACCUGUUCAGGAUGCAAACUCCACCGCUACUGCAGCGUCGCGUGUCAGUCUGCUGACUGGAAGCUGGAGCAUAAACUGGAAUGCGUCCUGCUGAAGACCACAAUUGGCAGGGAGAUCGUCGCCAAGUUGGCCAACAAGAUCAAGUUGAACGUGAUGAUGGACAUCCCGGGCAUGGGUCGGAAAUCUGCCAAAGACCUGCUAGCCAUGCUGCCAGCCAAUCCCGCACAAUGGGAAAUCAACCGGACUGCAACACCAUCUUACAGUGCGGAGGAGUUAAGGACCAUCGGUGUGCCUGUAGCAGAACUUUUGAACUAUUACGGAAUCGCCCGCUACAACGGUGCGCCCAUGCAUGAUGCAAUGUGCCACGUCACCACACCUUUCGGCAUGGCGUUGUAUCCACAGGCACCGCUGCCGUGGAUGACGCCAGUGUGCUGGGACGUCAAUGUGGUGCUGAACUUCCAAGGGCGACGACUGCUCAUACAUGCCGUUGAGGACAUUCCACAGUAUACCGGACUUGCCGAUUUGCGGUACAACGACGCCCUGGAUCCAUUCUCCCAGACACGAGCGGAACGUCGUGCUGACUUCGAGAAGCGCUAUGGGUAUCCGUGUACAUGUCGCCGAUGCACACCUGAAUACGACGCAGAGAUUAACCCAUUACGCUGCGUGACACCGGGGUGCUUGAACCCGAUUCCCAGCGACAGCCGUGCACAUCAGCCCUGCUCCGAAUGCGGGGCCAUCAACAGCACCCGGUUAGCGCAGUUUAGUCAGUUCAUCCGACAGCAUAAGGCCAUUACGACGCGCUACCCAAUCAUCGUGCAACGAGGCACUACCCAGUUCCAACCAGUCAUGGCUGCGCAGCUCUGCCAGCAGAUGGACGCUGCCGGAAUCAUGCAACCGACUGCGCAUUUCCGUUAUAUCUUAUCCAGCGGCUGGGAGUUACCGCUUAAAUACUAUGCUGAGAACCGCUUCGAAGAUGGCUGGAAUAUGGCACAGGAACUGGUUGAGUGCCUGCGGAAGGUAUACCCGAAGUAUGCAGUGUUCCGUGCUCGCAUACUCAUGUCGGCGGGACAGUCCGCCAUCGUGGCGCUUCACAAACGAUUGCCGAAUCCCGGAAUGGAUCGUCUGUCUGGGCCGGCGAAGAAAGAGUUGGAAGGGUUAGUGAAGGACGUGGGUGUGCGCGUUAGAGAAUAUUCUGAAGAAGCCAGGAAUAUCUUGGAUGUGUUGUUCGGCGCCCAGUGCAAGGAUGUUCAGGAAGCCUACGCUGGUUGCCAGUUACUAUGCAAGCUAAUUGCUAGUAUCCAGGAGGUUCUCCGCGGCAGCGAAAAAGUGUCUGUGUGUUGACGUUGUUUUGCCGAAAUUUCCUUAGCGCUGUUGAUUUUGCUGCAUCGUUCAAGCAAACGGUUGAUUUGAAAACGCAUUGAACGGUGAAGAAAACGUUCGAAAGCAAUGUCCGACUGAUUGUGUUCUGUCAUUGUACUGAUUG
Molecule: messenger RNA, 1738 nt
Organism: Paramacrobiotus metropolitanus
Lineage: Eukaryota; Metazoa; Tardigrada; Eutardigrada; Parachela; Macrobiotidae
Exons: 7
Coding region: 112-1596 (494 amino acids)
Cellular component (GO): nucleus
Source: RefSeq, a predicted model, not a curated record